UUCGAAGAUAUCCCCAUAGGAUCAACAACCAAACCACUUGCCCUCUUCACUAGACAUUCAAAGUUCGUCAAUCUUGUUCUUCUGACCAUCUCGCAAUGUCAGCUGUAGCAGCGAGAAAAGCGGCUCUGGCAGCCAAACUAGCCGCAGAGAGCGCCAACCCUUCACCCGUAUCCACCCCGGUCGCGACACCCACACCGGUCGCUAUACCAGAGCCGAUCGUCCAGGAUAUAGUCAUCGAAUCUCCUCAGGCUUCAUCUUCCAGAGCGACUACUCCCAACAAGAAGGGUGGCAAGAAGAGUACGCCUCGUCGGGCCGGUCGGGAAGCGGGAAAGAGAGAGGUUGAGAAACAGGUUGAACAGCGGUACUACCAGGAAUCGACAGCCGAGAAGCGAAAGAAGGGAGACAAGAGGAUCAACCGGGUAUAUGAAGAACAUGCGGAUGAGAGCAGUUCGCCGGUAGCCGUUGCUUCGAUUGAGCAGGACGACGGCUCGAGGUCGCAGAGCGAGGAUGACGAGGAGAUGGAUUUCUCCGCCUUGGAGUUGCUACAAACGAUUACCAAUGGCAGGCCCAAGAAGAAACGACGGAUAUCCAGCGAUGAGCCGAAAACGCACUCAAAUUUCGAGAUACAGCAAGGCCGCAAUAUCUGUCGGAUAUCAGCUGACAAGCUGUCCGGCUUCGGUUCGGUGGCACAGUAUGGCAACGCAGUGUGCAUAAGUAUGUGCCAGGACGAGUUCAUAACCUUUUCUGGUAUGGCCUUGAUAACACCUCUGCGAGAUUCGCUCUCGCUCUAUUCCUCUAUCAUUCAUCCCGCUGUAGGGUCCCGAGACAUCAAACCUCUCAGGUUGUUCGCCCCUUUGACGAGCCCCUUGCCUGUCAUCCGGCCGCAGAUCAGCGGACGAAUACGUGCUUCUUGCCCUCUUCUCGCCGCGUUAGACCUACCCAAGGAGAUGCUCGGUGCCGGGAGGACCGUCUUCUUGAUGCAAGAGUUGAAUUGUGGGUUAGAGAGACUUGGUCAAGCUGUCAUGACUUUGGGAAAAGUCUGGCCCGAAGUCGGAUCUCGAGGCGCUUUCGGCUUGAGAGGGGCAUUCCCGCUACUGCACACUCCCGAACACGCCGUUUACCCACACGUCACCCCUGAGUCGUGGUUCUUGGCCUUGCAAACCCUCUCUGGGGAAGAUGCCGAGAGCCCAGACGAAACAGACGGCGACCGCUGUGACGCGGACGACGAGGCGUUCGACAGGUCCGCACCGUUGGUAGCCAUCGUGAAAGGACCGAAACGUAGCGGAAAGAGUACUUUUGCUAGGGAAGCUCUGAACCGGCUCUUGAACCGUUAUGAAAGCGUCGCCUAUCUCGAUUGCGAUUUGGGUCAGAGCGAGUUUGGGCCUGGUGGAACGGUCGGGCUUUAUAUCGUCGAUAGGCCUCUCCUAGGCCCAUCCUAUACGCACCCCCUGCAACCUGUCCGAUCGCAUUUCGUAGGAUCGCUGAAUCCCAGGCUCGAAUCGGCUCAUUAUAUCGAGAGUAUCGCGUCGCUACUCGAACAUUAUCGAUACGAACUGCAAUACCCGCUCGACCGAGUACACGACGUUAAUGCCGACAGGAUCACCGAGGUUGUGCCCCUCGUCAUCAACACGCAAGGAUGGGUCAAAGGCCUUGGAGCGGACCUGCUUGACCAGAUCGAGGCGAUGGUCCAGGCGACGCACACCCUGGCCUUCGACGCGAAUGGCUUUGACAACGGUGAAGGCGACGAGUCGCGGCCGUUCACCGGAGAGGAUUAUGAAGUUGGAUCUGAGCGCACGCUUGGAGGUGGUUUCGGCCGGAUCGUCCAGCUCGAAGCUGCGCCGACAUCGGGCUUGUUUUCACGGUUCUCACCGGCUGAUACGAGAACGCUGUCAACCAUCGCCUACCUGCACGCUCGGUUUACGGCCCAAGAUGAGGUCGUCUGGGACUUUUCCGAGGCAUUGGUCGGUAUGCUACCAUGGGAAGUCGACGUGGAUCAAGUCAUCAAGGAGGUAUACCUAUCCGGCGAGGGUUCCGAUGGCGUCGUUGCGGACGAUCUCGGCACAGCCUUGAACGGGAGCAUAGUCGGCUUGAUCGAACGUACAGGCGAGCCGGUGGAUACUCUGCAACGAUAUGUCCCGGGGCGGGCCUUGCCAUCGUCCACAGAGACCCAUUGCAUCGGAUUAGGGCUCGUCCGGGCGGCGUCGCCCGACAACACCAUGAUCCAACUCCUCACGCCGGUACCUUCCGCCCGAUUUGCACGAAUCAGCACGAUCGUCAAGGGAGACCUCGAGUUGCCGCUAUGUGGGAGCUUGGACUGGAAAUCUAGUACAAUGACCGAAGAGGGUUUGCUGGGCGUACCUUGGGACGAGGUACCGUUCUUGACCGUCAAGCCCGAGCGCGGGGUAGGCAUGGGCAAGCGCAAGUUUAGGCGAAACAUCAUGAGGAAGAACCAGGCUGUAUGAUCAUAUGGGUUCGACUUGUAUAAGCAGAAGAUA
Messenger RNA from Filobasidium floriforme, 2495 nucleotides. RefSeq lists its product as uncharacterized. Bases 96 to 2462 code for a protein of 788 amino acids. The record is from RefSeq and is a predicted model, not a curated record. Gene Ontology annotation, molecular function: polynucleotide 5'-hydroxyl-kinase activity. The transcript has 5 exons. Gene Ontology annotation, cellular component: nucleus. Lineage: Eukaryota; Fungi; Basidiomycota; Tremellomycetes; Filobasidiales; Filobasidiaceae. Gene Ontology annotation, biological process: cleavage in ITS2 between 5.8S rRNA and LSU-rRNA of tricistronic rRNA transcript (SSU-rRNA, 5.8S rRNA, LSU-rRNA).